This is a messenger RNA of Neltuma alba, 1736 nucleotides long. Its product is annotated as E3 ubiquitin-protein ligase BAH1. The record is from RefSeq and is a predicted model, not a curated record. Gene Ontology annotation, molecular function: metal ion binding. The transcript has 6 exons. Bases 295 to 1284 code for a protein of 329 amino acids. NCBI's taxonomy places the organism in Eukaryota, Viridiplantae, Streptophyta, Magnoliopsida, Fabales, Fabaceae.
CGCGAAUCGGCGGUGCUGCUUGUCUUGACUUUUAAUGGGAAGCGGACGAUCUUUUGACCUUUUCACAGAGGCUCAAGGAAUACGUCACCCCCGUCUUUAUCCUUUACAGUUUGUACGCGUCAGAUCCUGGAGAUAUAAACUCCAUCCAAUUCAAAAACAAAGAAAGUUGCGCGAGAGCUUUUGCCCUCAGUACAAAUCAUAAAAUCGAAUCACAUUCUCAUUCAGAAUAAUUUGCGUCUUGUUUUCCAUCCUAGGUUUUCUAAAGCGUUAGGGGAUUGAUGCUUCUGAGAAAAGAUGAAGUUCUGCAAGACGUACCAGGAGUACAUGCAAGGGCAGGAGAAGAAACUACCUGGGGUUGGCUUUAAGAAGCUCAAGAAGAUCUUGAAGAAAUGCAGAGUGGACUAUCAACCCCAGAAUCAGGAUGCCCUCAUUGACGAAGCCCACGCCCACGUCGUCGGAACGUGCCCCGAUCAUUGCCCCGUGUGCGAUGGGACGUUCUUCCCUUCACUUCUCAAUGAAAUGUCAGAAGUAGUAGGCUGCUUUAAUCAGCGAGCGCAGAAAUUACUGGAGCUACACCUUGCUUCUGGCUUCAGAAAGUACUUGUUUUGGAUCAAAGGAAAAUUGCGAGGAAACCACACCGCUCUCAUUCAAGAAGGCAGAGAUCUGGUUACCUAUGCACUGAUCAAUGCCGUUGCUAUUCGAAAAAUACUCAAAAAAUAUGACAAGGUUCAUUAUUCGAAGCAAGGCCAAUUGUUCAAGUCUCAGGUCCAGAGUAUGCAUAUGGAAAUUCUUCAGAGUCCUUGGUUUUGUGAGCUGAUGGCCUUGCACAUCAAUCUAAGGGAAACGAAGCCUCAGCCCAGGCACGCAGCUGUAUUGUUUGAUGGAUGUUCUCUUACAUUCAAGGAUGGAAAACCAUCAAUCACUUGUGAGCUCUUUGAUUCAAUCAAACUUGAUAUCGAUUUGACUUGUUCUAUAUGCUUGGACACGGUAUUUGAUCCGGUUUCUCUUGCCUGUGGCCACCUAUUCUGCUACAUGUGUGCUUGCUCAGCUGCAUCAGUCACUAUUGUUGAUGGACUCAAGGAAGCCAAUCCUAAAGCAAAAUGUCCUCUUUGCCGAGAGAGUGGUGUUUAUGAAGGUGCUAUCCACUUGGAAGAAUUGAAUAUUCUGUUAGGGCGAAGGUGUCAAGAAUACUGGGAAGAAAGACUUCAGGCGGAGAGGGCAGAGAGGCUUAAGCAGAUAAAGGAGCAUUGGGAAUCAGAGUGCAGGGCUGUAUUGGGCGUCUAAGCUUCUGGCUUUGGUUGGGUUAAACAAUAGUUUUAGGCGAAAUUAUGUAAAUGCCCAUUCAACCAAUUUGCUGAAUUUCAUUUAAUGUGGAUCUUCAGUUUGUUCAGCAUUGUGUCUUGGAAAUAAUGUCGUCUUCUUUACCUUGGAAAUAAGGCACAGAGGAGGCAGGUUCCAUGGCAUCGAUGUAGCUCAAAUCAUUGGUCGAGAACCUGCCAAGUUAAAGCCUUUUUUUUUCCGGCCUGAACCAAGUUAAAUCCUUGCUUCAUGCUUAUUGGCAUACUGAAUUGUUCUCCUCUUUCGUUGCAGCUUGACUUAUAAUUACCUAGUGAAAUGUUGUCCUUAAUUGGAAGAAUUACCAUGUGGUUUCAAUGCAAGAAAAUAACUACUAAAAAGUCCUCAUUGAGAAGUUAUCAUUUACUAUAUUGAAACUACUUGUUAUAUUUUUAACAGCA